AGCACAGUAGACCGGGUUGGUGGUUGUUCAGAGGGAGUGGGAUAAUUCAGGCAUUGGAGGAGUGAAGGCAGAGUUCAUUUCCAGAUUCUGGCUGCACCCUGUCAUCACAUAGGACAGCUAACCUGAGGAGCAAGAGGCCAGCACUGGGAGAGAGGUGCCGUGUGUCUACACAUUUUACCAUACUUUUGGGUACCAAAAGUCUGCGCAAGAACAGUAAAUCAACCAAAAUUCAGAGAAGUGAGAACAUUUUGCCGGUUCUCACGUGUAAAAAGGCUAUUUUAGGCUUAGGAGUUAGGUUUAGGGUUAGAGUAAGGGUUUAGGGAAAAUGAUGUUGAAUGGGAAUCCAUUCCCUUUCUAAUGGAGCCUCCGGCAUGUAGUAGUUAACUACGGUUUGGUGUAAAAACCCUAGAACAGGUAGGCCUACUCUGUUUAAAUUGAGUGGACUGGAACCAGACGGCAUCAGCCUAAAGUGGAUCCUUGGCAUCGAUAAGGAUCCUCUUCUCAUCUCCUAAUAAUAAUAAUAAUCCUAAUAAUAAUAAUAAUCUCCUCUCAGGUUCUACCUGACACCCUGACCUUUAACCCCUGACCCCCCCAUCCAAUAUGGGUCUCCAAUCAGAGCUCCACUCCCUGCUCCUCCUCCCCCUCCACCUCCUGGUGUGGCUGUACUCCCUCCUUUCCUUCCUGCCCUGGUACUACCUCACCGGGGCUGGGGAGAAGAGAACGCAGGCCACACGGGUCAAGGCUCGCUCCACCUCCGGCCACUCCGAGGGGCCGUACCGCUGUGUAGACCGCUUCCAGAGCUUGGCCACAGAAGACUUCCCUGGGAAAGACACGCUGGACAAACUGUUCCAACAAGCCGUGCAGCGCUUUGGGGACUCUGACUGUCUAGGGACAAGAGAGGUACUGAGUGAGGAGAAUGAGCCCCAGCCCAGCGGAAAGGUCUUUAAGAAGCUGAUUCUGGGAGAGUACCGCUGGCUGUCCUACCAGCAGGUAGACUCUGUAGUGAAUUACAUGGGCAGUGGGUUGGCAGCACUGGGCCAGCAGCCUAAGAGUAUGGUUGCCAUCUUCUGUGAGACCAGAGCUGAGUGGAUGAUCUCUGCUCAGGCCUGCUUCAGACACAACUUCCCAUUGGUGACGUUCUAUGCGACACUGGGAGAGGAGGCGGUGGUGUUUGGACUGAACGAGACGGGAGUCACACACCUCAUUACCAGCACAGAACUACUGGAGACCACACUGAAGGGUGUUCUCGCUCAGAUCCCCAAGCUGAAACACAUAAUCUCUGUAGACCAGAGGAGGGUCAGUACAGAGGGAUACCCACCUGGUCUCACCAUCCACAGCAUGGCAUCAGUACAGGAGCUGGGGGCACAGCCUGACAACCUGGCUAGGCCGGUGGUGAGUCCUCAGCCAUCAGACCUGGCUGUAGUGAUGUACACCAGUGGUUCUACAGGCAGACCCAAAGGAGUCAUGGUCGUCCACAGCAACAUCACUGCUGGAAUGACCGGACAGUGUGAACGCAUCCCUGGCCUGGGUCCUAAAGACACCUAUAUAGCCUACCUCCCUCUGGCCCAUGUGUUGGAAAUGACAGCAGAAAUCUCCUGCAUGGCGUACGGCUGUCCCAUCGGUUACUCCUCCCCUCAGACACUCUCUGACCAGUCCACUAAGAUAAAGAGGGGAAGUAGAGGAGACUGCUCUGUGCUGAAACCAACUCUGAUGGCUGCUGUACCGGAAAUCCUGGACCGCAUCAAUAAGAACGUGAUGAGUAAGGUUGGGGACAUGAGUUACAUUCAGAGGACGCUGUUCAACCUGGGAUACAACUACAAACUGGAGCAGGUCAAGAGGGGCUACGAUGCUCCUCUCUGCAACGCGCUGCUGUUCAGUAAGGUGAGGAGGCUGCUGGGCGGCAGGGUGAGGCUGAUGUUGUCUGGAGGGGCUCCUCUUUCCUCCGCCACACAGAGGUUUAUGAACAUAUGUUUCUGCUGUCCUGUGGGCCAGGGGUACGGACUGACUGAAACCUGUGGAGCUGGCACCAUCACAGAGGUGGCAGACAAAAGUACAGGUAGAGUCGGAGCUCCUGUCAUCUGCUGUGAGAUCCGACUCAGGGACUGGCUGGAGGGAGGCUACACCAAUCAGGACAAGCCUCACCCCCGAGGGGAGAUUCUGAUUGGAGGGCCUAACAUCACUAUGGGUUACUAUAGGAACGAGAGUAACAACCAGGACUUCUUUGUGGACGAGAAGGGUCAGAGGUGGUUCUGUACAGGAGACAUAGGAGAGAUCCACCCUGACGGAUGUCUACAGAUAGUGGACCGUAAGAAGGACCUAGUGAAGCUCCAGGCUGGGGAAUACGUCUCUCUGGGGAAAGUAGAAGCUGCUCUGAAGAACUGCUCCCUCAUCGACAACAUCUGUGCUUACGCUAACAGUGAGCAGAACUAUGUGAUCAGUGUUGUGGUACCCAACCAGAAGAGGUUGACUGAGCUGGCCAGACAGAGGGGAGUGGAGGGGAGCUGGGAGGAGGUGUGCACCCACCCUGCCAUGGAGAAGGAGGUGCUGAAAGAGAUCAAGGAGGUGGCCACUUCAAUUAACCUCCAGAGGUUUGAGAUCCCAGUGAAGGUCCACCUCAGCCCAGAGCCCUGGACCCCUGAGACAGGCCUGGUGACUGAUGCCUUCAAGCUGAAGAGGAAAGAGUUAAAGAACCACUAUCUUCAGCACAUAGAGAGGAUGUAUGGGAGACAGUAAUGUAAUGACCUAAAACUUCACCUAAUGCCAAUAGGGCUCUUGUCAAAAGUAGUGCACUAUGUAGGGAAUAGGGUUCCAUUUUGGGGCGCAGACCUUGAGAGAUUCAUGGUGUGCAGGCUUUCGCUCAGCCCUGCUCUAACCCAUUUGAUUCAGCUAAUCAAGGUCUUGGUUACAGGUAGCCAAUUAGUUGAAUUUUGUGUUAGAUAGAGCAGGGUUGGAGCAAAAGCAUACACACAGUGUAUCUGUUCAGGAGGAGGGUUGGCUAACCCUUGACCUAAGCCAAAGUCGCCAACAUUCCACUGUUAGUUUAUAUAGCCUCAGUCCGUGCCAGUCAUGUUUCUGCUUCAGCUGACUUGUCGGCAUCUUGUGGUACCCUAUUCCCUAUGUAGUGCACUACAUUUGACCAGAGCCCUAUGUGCCCUGGUCAAAAGUAGUGCACUGCAAAGGGAAUAGGGUGUAAUUUGGGACGGCGAUGAUGAGAAACCAUUCGGUACCCAGGCUACUGUUCUUGGUGUGUAUAUAAAGAAUAUCCCUAUUAGCCAGUUAUUUGUGCUAAUAAUGUACUUGUAAAAAACAUUGCACUCAAGCACGUCCAGUUCUGACCUCCAUCGUUGUCAUUAGGAAAAGACACUGAUGAGUCUGAACUGUAGAUGGGAAAUUUAUUUAUUGGGAAAUCAAACUUGAAGCUGAUCCAGCGUUAUAGAAGUGUAUGUUUCUAGAAAAGUCCUCUCACUAACAAACAAAUGGAACAUUGAGGAAAUGGAACCAUUCCAAGUCAUUGCUUACCUGCCAUUCCACCUAAGCUCUUUGUACCCGAUUUGUAACUGAUGUAUUUUUUAAUAUCUAUGUAGUCUUUCUCUCUGUGGGUUCUGUAAAGACGUUGUUGCUCAUCAGAUUUGGCCAAUGUAUGUAUGUGUAUAUAUAUAUACACACAUCUCUCUACCUAUAUAUCAUGUUAUGUAGUUGAGAAUGUUCUGCUGCCCUAUAGUGGUAAGAUGGCAGUAGCGACAUUACUGUGCCUUCCCGUGCUCUCACUUCCCAGUGUCUUAAGUUUUGGUUAUAUUUAUUUAGAAUCAUGUUACGUCCAUCCAUUGCUUUAGAAAAGCCAAUGUAUAUUUUAAGACUAAAUAAGCAUUCAGACUUGAACAAUUCGGUUUAUUUUAUUUUUUGUACAUUCUAUUCCUAUCAAAUAUGUUAUUUGGUUGUAUCGCUUUGCAUAUGUCACACCAAAUGUGUCACUCAGGAAACUUAAAAUAGCAGAUAUUUAAUAUAUUAUUUGGCCAGGAGUAUAGACCACAUGGGCAAUAGCAAUAGAUGUCUUUACCUGAAUACUCAAAGUAAUGUUAUGAGGAUAGUAAGAUAUUUUCACGUUAUGUCACAACAGUAAGCAGGUCUGUAAUUAACAUUUGAGAGUCCAGUCCACUUCUUUCUCCAAAUACUUUCCGUCUUUGUUUGAAAAAUUGUUAUUUAUUCCAUUCUGGGGGUCACAUGCUUUUGGGGACAUUGGUGAAUAAAAAUGUUUUGUAUUUGA
Coregonus clupeaformis (lake whitefish) is the source of this 4264-nucleotide messenger RNA. RefSeq names its product long-chain-fatty-acid--CoA ligase 4. Lineage: Eukaryota; Metazoa; Chordata; Actinopteri; Salmoniformes; Salmonidae. The transcript is spliced from 14 exons. The record is from RefSeq and is a predicted model, not a curated record. Gene Ontology annotation, cellular component: lipid droplet; plasma membrane; endoplasmic reticulum. Gene Ontology annotation, molecular function: arachidonate-CoA ligase activity. Bases 601 to 2733 code for a protein of 710 amino acids. Gene Ontology annotation, biological process: long-chain fatty-acyl-CoA metabolic process; neuron differentiation; long-chain fatty acid metabolic process.